AUGGCUGUGCUUUGUAGUAAUGACCCAACUUGCACAUACGGAUACCCCGACGGAGUUCCCCGUACUCCCAUGCCAUGCCAUGCAUUGCUUGGUCGCUUAGUAGUCAUUUUUGUCAUUUUUCUAAAGCCCGCAAGCGCAAGCAAGCCCCGCAGCAACUCACUGCAACCAACGGCUUACUCAGCCGGCCACGACUUUUGGCUCCUCCUCCAACAACAACUUUGCAAGCGAAGCAAUUUUUACGUUGUCUCGGCCGGAAAUUUGGUGCACGGCGACAGCGGUCACGACGGUCACGACGGUCACGACGGUCACGACGAUGAGCCGUUCCCAGCUCGAAAGGCAGCCAUCGGCCACAGUCACAGGCUAGAGCACGCAGCUUACGCGAGCGGCGAGCCCAUCGCUGGUGAAGCUAUCACAUCACGGCCCCAUCGCAACGCAACGCAUCGCAACGCAUCACAACGCGUCACAACACCCAUCACAACAUGA
Messenger RNA from Ustilaginoidea virens, 483 nucleotides. RefSeq lists its product as uncharacterized. NCBI's taxonomy places the organism in Eukaryota, Fungi, Ascomycota, Sordariomycetes, Hypocreales, Clavicipitaceae. The coding region runs from base 1 to 483 and encodes 160 amino acids. The transcript has a single exon. The record is from RefSeq and is a predicted model, not a curated record.